AUGCCCGCAGAAAUCAUUGAUAGACCAAAUCCUCAAGCAUUGGCUUCCAAUAUACCAGGUUCGGUAACGGUAGAUGAGUUAUCAGUCAAGUUGGAGAAGUUACAAAUCCCCGAUAAUGAUCUGAGAAGUCUUGAGGAAUUUCGCAGAGCGAGCAAUUAUAUCUCUGCUGCUAUGAUUUUCCUUUCAGAUAAUGCUUAUUUGGAAAGAGAUCUUACUUUUGAUGAUAUCAAACCAAGACUUUUGGGUCAUUGGGGAACAUGUCCUGGUCUUACCUUAGUCUACGCUCAUCUCAAUUACCUUACCAAAAAGAAUGAUCUUGAUAUGAUCUAUGUUGUUGGUCCGGGUCAUGGAGCUCCAGCUAUUCUUUCUUCCCUCUGGCUCGAAGGUACUCUGGCAAAAUUCUAUCCUAAAUACUCCAAUAAUAAGCAAGGCCUUCAUAACCUGAUCACCGGUUUCAGUACCCCAACUGGCUUUCCUUCUCACAUCAGUGCCGAAGUUCCAGGUUCCAUCCAUGAAGGUGGAGAGCUUGGAUAUGCUCUUUCGGUAGCAUUUGGUGCUGUGAUGGAUAAUCCUGAUUUGGUUGUUGCAUGUGUAGUUGGUGAUGGAGAAGCUGAGUCUGGUCCAACAGCUACUGCAUGGCAUGCGGCUAAAUAUAUUGAUCCUGCUGAAUCUGGUGCGGUUAUUCCGAUUGUUCAUGUCAAUGGAUUUAAGAUUUCUGAGAGAACUAUUUAUGGUUGUAUGGAUGAUAACGAGAUGGCAACUUUGUUUACUGGUUACGGUUAUCAAUGUCGAUUCGUGGAGGAUUUGGAAGAUAUUGAUCGUGAUAUGGCAACAAGCAUGCAAUGGGCUCUCGAUGAGAUUCGUAAAAUUCAAAAAGCUGCUAGAUCUGGCAAGCCCAUAAUGAAACCAAGAUGGCCAGUCAUCAUCAUGCGUACCCCUAAAGGAUGGAGUGGACCAAAGAUUGUUGAUGGGGAAUUUGUCGAAGGAUCAUUCCACUCCCAUCAAGUCCCUCUCAUGACCGUAAAGUCCAAUAAAGAUCAACUAGCCGACCUUCAAAAGUGGCUUCUCUCAUACGGACCCGCCAAAUUAUUCACAGAGUCCGGCGAUGUAAUCGACUCUAUCAAGAACAUCAUACCACCCGAACACAAAAAGCUUGGACAGAGACCAGAGACAUAUAAGAAUCAUGAAGUAUUGAAAGUACCAGAUUGGAAGAAUUAUGGUGUUGAAAAAGGAACGGAAGUUUCUUGUAUGAAAGCUAUUGGUGAUCUCAUUGAUCAAACUUUGGUUGAUAAUCCCAAAUCCCUUCGUCUAUUCUCUCCAGAUGAGCUUGUCAGCAAUAAACUCGAUGCAGUAUUCAAACACACUGGACGUGAUUUUCAGUGGGAUGAAUUCUCACAUGCUCAAGGUGGAAGAGUCAUUGAGAUUCUCAGUGAACAUACAUGUCAAGGUUUUCUUCAAGGUUAUACCCUAACUGGUCGAACUGGAAUUUUCCCCUCCUACGAGUCCUUCCUUGGUAUCAUUCACACCAUGAUGAUUCAAUACAGUAAAUUCAACAAAAUGGCUCGCGAAACCCGUUUCAGAGCUAAUCUCUCAUCUCUUAAUUACAUCGAAACAAGCACCUGGACCCGCCAAGAACAUAACGGGUUUUCCCACCAAAAUCCUUCAUUCAUCGGUGCAGUUUUGAACUUGAAAGCCACAGCUGCUAGAGUUUAUUUACCACCUGAUGCGAAUACCUUUCUCUCAACAAUCUCUCACUGCCUCAAAUCCACCAAUUACAUAAACCUAAUGGUUGGAUCCAAACAACCUCAACCCGUUUUCUUGAGUCCCGAAGAAGCAGAUAAACACUGUCAAGCCGGUGCUUCGAUUUGGAAAUUCUGCAGCACAGAUGAUGGUCUUGAUCCCGAUGUCGUUCUCGUCGGUAUCGGUUCCGAACUCAUGUAUGAAGUGGUGGCAGCCGCUGCCUUACUCCGCAAGAAAUGUCCCGAAUUAAGAAUCCGAGUCGUCAACGUGACGGAUUUGAUGAUUCUCGAAACCGAGACGUUACAUCCGCAUAGUUUGACGAGAGACGAAUUCGAUAGUUUGUUUACAGAGGAUAAACCCGUUCAUUUUGAUUAUCAUGGCUAUAGUAAUGAAAUCAAGGGAUUACUCUUCGGAAGACCUAAUUUGGAACGAAUGAGUAUUGCUUGUUAUAAGGAAGAGGGAUCCACGACGACACCGUUUGAUAUGAUGUUGAGGAACGAGGUUAGUAGGUAUCAUGUUAUGGAAGCGGCGAUAAAAGGCGGUGCAAAGGGUAAUAAAAGAGUGGCGUUAGAGAUGACGGGUUGGUUGGGGGAAAUUAGAAGUUCGAGGAGUAGAGUUGCGGAGUAUAUUUUGAAGAAGGGAACGGAUCCGGAGGGGACGUUUGAUACGCCGAGGUUUGAGGGGACGGCUUUUGGGAAGGAUGUAGAGAAGGGGAAGGGGAAGGGGAAGGAUGCGGGUGCGGAGGAGGGAUUUUUUGUUAAUUGA
This is a messenger RNA of Sclerotinia borealis F-4128, 2505 nucleotides long. The record is from the annotation of a GenBank genome assembly. Lineage: Eukaryota; Fungi; Ascomycota; Leotiomycetes; Helotiales; Sclerotiniaceae.